UCCUGUCCAUCUCUAUCUAUCUCUUUGGAUCUCAAUGGGAUGCUGCAGGCUAUAGCUCUCUCUCUCUCUCUCUCUCUGAUUCUCUUCGUCCCUCUUUUUCAUUGUCUUUCAUACCUCCAUCCUAAGGCUCUGGCUCCUCCGGUCGGUGCCCUGUCGUUUUUCCCGUGGGCGGCAGCGAGAUAUGAAGCGUCGCCAUGGGUUUCAUGGAAUUCUACUUGGAGAUUGACCCCGUGACCCUGAACCUCAUCAUCCUGGUGGCCAGCUACGCCAUCCUCCUCCUUGUCUUCCUCAUCUCCUGCAUCCUGUACGACUGCCAGGGGAAGGACCCCACCAAGGAGUACGCCCCCGCGCCCCCCGCUCCCCCUGCGCCCCCAGCGCCCCCCAGCCAGUCGCCCAUACGCCUGGUGGUCAUGCAGAACUCGCCUGCCUCGUCUCGCUAUGAGCAGCAGAACAACAUGGCUGCUCCAGAACCCAGCAGGAAGCCAGAACCCAACAGGAACCUGGAACACAGCAGGAAGCCAGAACCCAGCAGGAACCUGGAACCUAGCAGGAAGCCAGAACCCAGCAGGAAGCCAGAACCCAGCAGGAACCACUACGAGCCCAGCAGGAACCACUACGAGCCCAGCAGGAACCAUUACGAGCCGCCAGCGCAGACGCCCACCCCCGACCUGGGGAGGGAGAAGAGGAGCACCCUGGUCUGAGAAGGACAGAUUGAUGAGGUGGGGGGGUCCAUGAUUGAAGAGAAGAGAGAUACUAAGUUCUGGAUAUGACACUGAGUAGGAUAGAGGGAGGAGAUGGGAGAUUUGGUUGUACAGACAAGGACUGGACUGGACUGGACUGGACUAGAUGUAAAUUGCUGCUGUUUUGUUUAGUAUUUUAUUUUUGCUCUGUAGAUUUUUUUCUUUUGGUGUCUGUAUCGCUGAGAAGCAGCAGAUGCGUCUGGAGUCAUCACCGCUCAGAAACCAGAGGACCUCUGACUUUAUGGAAUCACCCCUCUCUCUCCUGUUCACCCCAUCGCUACAUCGUUGGGCAUGAUGAUGCCAAAGGGCCAGUAGAAGACACCCUGCCACACCUCACUAAGAAGGAACCACCUUGGGAUCAAGUUCUACGUGUAUAAUGAUGGAACUAUGAACUAAUGGAGAUCCGCAAUACCCAACAGCUUCCAUGUAGUCCACACUACUUUGUAGAAACUGGAGGAGACUUCGAGCCACAGUGGUACAACAGCUUCCAUUUAGACCACCUGCUUCAAAGAAACUGGAGGAGACUUCGAGCCACAAUGGUACAACAGCUUCCAUUUAGACCACCUGCUUCAAUGAAACUGAGGGAGAGGGGUAGAGAGACUGAUGGUUGAUUGGAGCAGGAUGUCCUGUGACUGUCCUCCGCUCAGCCACAUCAAGCCUCAGUCACGUCAAGUCAUCUGCUCUGCCACGACUUUGAAACGACCAACAGUCAGAGAGUCGUGCCACCGAGGGACUCGACAUGCUAAAGCCUCUUAUGUAAAAAACUAAAACAAGGGCCUUGUCAGCUCAGUGCCCAUCGAGACCAACCAAUGACUUGACCAAUCCCGAGCCCCAUUUUGCAAUAUGAAUAGCAGCAAAUUAUAUUUCCCUCAUGUUUCAUGUUUGAGGGAUUAGAGUCCAACUCAAGUAUUAUGGGUGAGCGAGGUUUACGUAUUCUUUCUGAUGUUUGCUCUGCUUUGCUUUGGUCCUCUCUGCAGGGUAACAUCAGUUUCUUCUUGUUAACAGACCAAAAACAUUUUGGUCAUAUUCUGGGUUUGACGUAGGUGGUAGUGGGACCAAUAAGGAGUAGACAUCAGUUUAGGACUUAGUCUAGGGAGGGAGAUAUGUGUGGCACGCAAGAGGGAGGAUUUAAAAUCAAACUUGACUUGAGCCGAUGUUCAAGUGAACUUGUAAGCCUGGGGCGCACUCAUGAGUUAUGAAAUGGAAGCAAACAGGCCGAAACAGGGAGGAACUACCUGGAGUUUUCCCCAACAAGAAACAGUUGUUUUUCGCUUUCUGUUGCAAAACAUUUUGCUACGGUGUACACUAAUGAAUAAGACCCAGGUUUUGGGGAGAAGUCAGACAUGUCAUAUAAGUGACUAAUUGUUGCUCUCAAAAUACUGUUGAUCCUUUAUCAAAUGUAGUAUUUGUGGUACAUUAUUACCAUACUGCAAAAAUAUAUUGCAUAUUAAAUAAAGGUAUAACAAAAGUAUCACUCUUGCCCAAGCCCUU
Messenger RNA from Coregonus clupeaformis (lake whitefish), 2231 nucleotides. Its product is annotated as small integral membrane protein 36. Bases 195 to 701 code for a protein of 168 amino acids. The record is from RefSeq and is a predicted model, not a curated record. NCBI's taxonomy places the organism in Eukaryota, Metazoa, Chordata, Actinopteri, Salmoniformes, Salmonidae. The transcript is spliced from 2 exons.